CGAAAACCGGACGUUGUUCCGCUAAACGUUUGCAAUCAGAACUAUGAUCAGAACUACCAGUUUAUUAUCACGAAGAAGAAGAGAAAUAAUAAUAAUAAUAAUAAUACGAAGAAGAAGACGAAGACCCGUCAGGGCUGCAGGAGAUAAGACAUGCCUCGUCAAUUCCCAAAAGUAACCCUUAGCGAGGAAGAGGAAAAGAAGCAGCUACUGGUAGAGAAAGUUUAUGCUUCAGCGCUAAAAGAAGAAGACGACCGCGAUACUUUGUCAAUGUUCAGUGUGUCUGAGGACCUCCCAAUAGGCCUACAGCAAUCCCAAGAUCACGAGCUGCUGAAGGAGCUGGCAGAGCAACAGUCGUCAGAGGAGAGUCUCAUGAGACAAAGUUUUAUGCUGAUCCGUUCCAAGACACUGACCCUCCAGAUCCCAGGGGCUUCAGAUUACCCAGAUUCCAAGACUGUUACACCGUCAGGGUCCACGAGCUCCAGCUUCUCAUCUGUAGCAGAAAGCUGUCCUGAUUUCCAGAGAGUCACUAUUAGUGGAGAUUACUGUGCAGGAGUAUGUGUGAUAACUUCCAAGAAGAUCACAUUGGAAGAUUACGAGCAGGCUGUCAGAAGUCUGUUUAAAGCGCUGAUGCUUAGAGAGAAGUAUUCAAAGCUUGCUUAUCACAGAUUCUGUAGGACUACAAGCCAGUUCCUCCGCAGUGCUGAGAACUUGAUAUGGGACAUAGAUGAUGAAGUCCUGCCUGACAUGUCCCCAUGUCCCGCAGAAGGUGAGGAUCCCUACAGCGUGGACAACAUCCCUGAGAAUCUCAACUAUGAACUGAAGAUGAAGAAUGGGAUUGUGUGUGUGUAUGAUGGUGGAGAGGCACUAAUAAAUGAUCAGCCCACUGAUCUUCCUUACCCAGAUUUGGAGACCUAUGCCAUAGAUCUCAGUGAUCUACUGACAAUGAUUUCAGACGGACCUACCAAAACCUACUGCCACAGAAGACUUAACUUCUUAAGUUCAAAGUUCUACCUCCAUGAGAUACUCAACGAGAUGGCUGAGCUUAAGGAGCUGAAAAGCAUUCCUCACAGAGACUUUUACAACGUUAGGAAGGUGGAUACUCACAUUCAUGCAGCUGCAUGUAUGCCUCAGAAACACCUACUCACAUUCAUUCAGGAAAGAUACAAAACCGACAAAGACCGUGUAGUCUUGGAAAAAGAUGGCCAAGAGAUGACCCUUCAGGAGGUUUUCCACAGUCUCAGCAUGGAUGCUUACGACCUCACUGUGGAUUCUCUAGAUGUACAUGCUGGCAGGCAAACCUUUCACCGGUUUGACAAGUUCAAUACAAAGUAUAACCCUAUGGGUGCCAGUGAACUCCGGGAGAUCUUCCUCAAAACAGACAACUACCUUAAUGGAGAGUACUUUGCUCGGAUUAUAAAGGAGGUGGCCAGCGAUUUGGAAGAGAGUAAAUAUCAGUACGCCGAGCCGCGCCUGUCCAUCUACGGACGCUCUACUGAUGAGUGGGACAGUCUAGCAAAGUGGUUCAUUCAGCAAAAACUUCACUCACCAAACAUGAGGUGGAUGAUUCAGGUUCCUAGAAUAUAUGAUAUUUUCAAGUCAAAGAACCUGGUAACCAAUUUUGCCAAGGUUCUGGAGAACAUAUUCCUUCCUCUCUUCAAGGCAACUGUGAAUCCAGAAACCCACAAAGAACUCCAUAUUUUCCUCAAAUAUGUUUCAGGCUUUGACAGCGUAGAUGACGAAACCAAACACAGCAACCACAUGUUCUCUUAUAGGAGCCCGAAGCCAGAACAGUGGACCACACGUGACAACCCUCCAUACAGCUACUACAUCUUCUACAUGUAUGGCAACAUCAUGGUGCUCAACAACCUGAGGAAAGAGCGUGGACUGAACACCUUCCAGUUUCGUCCCCAUUGUGGAGAAGCAGGAUCGAUCACUCAUCUGGUCUCUGCUUUUCUGACUGCAGACAACAUCUCACAUGGGCUCAAUCUGAAAAAGAGUCCUGUCCUGCAGUACCUGUACUACCUGGCCCAAAUACCUAUUGCCAUGAGUCCCCUGAGCAACAAUAGCCUGUUCCUGGAAUACUCCAAAAACCCUCUCAGAGAGUUUCUACACAAAGGUUUGUGUGUGUCACUGUCCACAGAUGAUCCCAUGCAGUUCCACUACACCAAGGAACCUCUAAUGGAAGAGUACGCUAUAGCAGCUCAGCUGUGGAAGCUCAGCACCUGUGAUGUCUGUGAGAUUGCCAGGAACAGUGUGCUGCAAAGUGGGCUAAGUCACCAGGAAAAGAAGCACUUCUUAGGAGUAAACUACCUGAAGGACGGACAUGAAGGCAACGACAUCCGUCGGACAAACGUUGCACAGAUCCGCAUGGCCUACAGACACGAGACGCUGUGCAACGAGCUCAGCUUCAUAGCUGAUGCAGUGAAGUCUGAAGCUACGAAUUCCCAUUAGAGCUGAAAGGAAACUUCAAACAAAAGAAUAACUCUCUCUCUUCCCUGUUACCAUUGGUUUGCUUUAAAAUAACCCAAUGGCUCUGAUAAUUAAUGUAAAGAUCACUUCUUCAAGUGCAAAAAAGUAGUUACAGCUUAUCAAGACUGGGACAGACUUGUGAAAUUGAGUUAUACUUGCUAUUGUCUUUUACGUAAUACCUAUAUGUAUGAACUGUCAUACUUUACAACAUAUUUUCUGAAAAGUGUAUGCUAUAAAAAAAUGUAAAACUGUUACUAAGAGUAUACACUGAAUGCCAGAGGUGAGACAAAAUGGUUUAAAAACAAAUAUGGAUUUGUGACAUUUCCUUUGUCUUCUUUAAUGUGUUUUAUGAAUUGUUUUGUUAGAAAAAGAUCUCAUGAAAUAAAAAAUGUGCAAGAGA
Messenger RNA from Xiphophorus couchianus (Monterrey platyfish), 2869 nucleotides. It is a transcript of the gene ampd3a, whose product is annotated as adenosine monophosphate deaminase 3a. The transcript is spliced from 15 exons. Gene Ontology annotation, cellular component: cytosol. Gene Ontology annotation, biological process: IMP salvage; AMP metabolic process. The record is from RefSeq and is a predicted model, not a curated record. Bases 151 to 2451 code for a protein of 766 amino acids. Gene Ontology annotation, molecular function: AMP deaminase activity. Lineage: Eukaryota; Metazoa; Chordata; Actinopteri; Cyprinodontiformes; Poeciliidae.